AUGACUAAAUUUCAAGAAAAACAAUUGAAACUAUUUGGUUCAGAUAAAAUAUGUGUGGACUCAACGCAUGGAACAACAGGCUAUGAUUUUCUGUUAACAACACUUAUGGUUGUUGAUGAAUUUGGAGAAGGGGUGCCUACUGCUUUCUUGCUUUCAAACAGGGCGGACACCAAUGUCUUAACAUAUUUUUUUAAUUCUAUUAAAGAACAAACUGGUGACAUAAAAUGUAACGUGUUUAUGUCUGAUGAUGCUCCAGAAUUUUUUAAUGCAUGGACAAAUAUUAUGAGCAAACCAGAGAACCACCUCCUUUGUGCUUGGCACAUUGAUAGAAAUUGGCGUAAGAACUUAAAUAAAAUUAAAGGUGAUCAAGCGAUGAAGGCAAAAGUAUAUAAGUACUUGCGUUUGUUGUUACAGUCAACUGAUCCUGCCGAUUUUGAAGAUAUGCUAAAUUUUGUAUUAUCGGAAUUACUUGCUUGUGAGGAAACUGCGGCAUUUGGACAAUAUUUCAAAACUUACUAUGCAGGUCGUUGUAAUUUAUGGGCAUAUUGUUACAGAAAAGGACUAGGAAUUAACACAAACAUGUACUUAGAAGCAUUGCAUCGAACACUGAAACAUGUCUAUUUUCAAGGAAAAAAAAAUAAAAGGGUAGACACUUGUUUGUAUGCUCUUUUAAAUUUAGUACGUGAUAUAGUAAUAAAAAAAUUGAAGAAAAAGGUUAAAGGUAAUAAUUCAUACAGAAUGAACUUGAUAAAGAAAGCACAUGUAAGAAGUCAAGAUAUUAAAUUUAAAGACAUCUGCAAAAUAGAUGAAAACAACUAUAAAAUAAAAUCAAUUCAAAAUAAUACUGAGUAUCACGUUCAAAAGGUAGAUGAGUGUUUAAAAAUAAAUAAAAGUUGUCAUAUUUUUUGCAGCGAAUGUAAGACUUGUAUCCAUGAAUUUACCUGUACUUGCGUGGAUUUUUUUAUCAAAAGUAAUUUCUGCAAACACAUACAUGCCGUCAUUAGAAAUAAUUUCCAGCCAUUGAAACCCAUUCAAAAAACUGAGACAGAAACUGAUGGUAUUAUCCAAACUGUGGUAAAUGAAAAUAUCAUUAAAAAAGGAGAUUGUGAAAACCAAGAUCUUAAAGUUAAGCUGGAUAUAAUGUAUGAAUUAAUUUCUUCAAAAAAAUUAACUUCUGAUGUUAAAUUGAAAGUUGGAAAAAUGAUGGACAAUAUACUAAGUUUGAUUGGAAACGAAACUAAGACAUUAAAAGAUGUUUACAAUGAGCCUGGCAAUAAGAAGUAUGAAAAACAAGUGAGGUUUGUGAGUACUAAGAAAAAGCAAACUCCAAAAUCAGAAGAUUUACUUCAAAAGCCAAGCACCUCCGGCAUGAAGUCACUUCUAGAAGAUUGUGAAAAUAAAAUCAGAGAAAAUGAUCACUUGUAUACAAAAGAAAUAGGGAUUUUUAUGAAUAAAUAA
Messenger RNA from Diabrotica virgifera virgifera (western corn rootworm), 1458 nucleotides. RefSeq lists its product as uncharacterized. The record is from RefSeq and is a predicted model, not a curated record. The transcript has a single exon. Bases 1 to 1458 code for a protein of 485 amino acids. Gene Ontology annotation, molecular function: zinc ion binding. NCBI's taxonomy places the organism in Eukaryota, Metazoa, Arthropoda, Insecta, Coleoptera, Chrysomelidae.